CUCAAGUUGCCUAAGUUAUUCGGGAAUUCACAUGAAAUCGAUGCAUCGCAUCAACCAAACUCACAUUCCAUGACAUCCACGACCACGUUUCAAUACCAACCCUUGCCGGCGAGAUCAAUCCGAAUAAUUAAGCUAUUACCAGCGCAUCGUCCUGAAGAUCCCUUAAGAUGUAACAUUGAGGCUAUCUGUCUUGACCACUCAAAGGCGAGACCGUAUGAAGCCCUCUCAUACGUGUGGGGCGAACCGGCUCGGCAGUGGCCCCUGGACUGCGGGGGUGCAAAGCUCCUAGUUACCAAGAACUGCCAUGAAGCGAUGGUAAAUCUGCGCUAUAGGUUUACAUCGAGGGUUUUGUGGAUUGAUGCAAUUUGCAUCAAUCAAGGCAGCGACGAUGAGGCGAUCGAGGAGCGAAAUGGCCAAGUGAAGAUGAUAGGGGAAGUGUACCUCAGAGCAAAACUGGUCUUGAUCUGGUUCGGACCGGGAGACGCGUCAACCGCUGUCCUCUUUCGCUACCUCCCACUCUUUAACCUCUUGGACAGGAUCCAGGAUGAGUACCCAGUACUUGAAAAUGCUUUGUAUACGCUAAUUGCUCAACAUUUUGAUAUAAGUUACGGGGUUCUAGUCAAACACAAGCGUUCACAGUUGCUAAAUUCCAUGGCCGCUAUCCUCGAGAAUCCAUGGUUUGAAAGGGUCUGGACGAUACAAGAGGUUGCGUUUGGACGAAAAUGCGUUAUUAUAUGCGGCAAGUCUAGUAUAGAUUGGGAGUCAUUCUGCGGAGCCUACAUGGCUGAACCCAAACUGCGAGGAUCGAGCCGCUCAUCUAAGGACCUCAUAAUCCCUCGCUGGAGAUUGUACCUAUCACUGCGUGGUUCGAGUCUCGAAGCCAUCCCGCAGACCCGCUUUGAAGGAGACGGUCAAGUAAGAUUCGAACUUGAACUCCUCUCUGAGAUCCGGAAUAUGAAAGCAACCAUUGCGCAUGAUAGAGUGUAUUCCUUAUAUUCGGUAUUCCAGGCCAUGGGAAUCAACUUGCCGAGCCCUGAUUACGGGAAGGACGUAGUAAAAGUUUUUGAAGAAGCAACGCUAGCGUAUAUCAGAAGCCGUCAAAAUCUAAACAUUAUCGCGAUUACCCUGCCUCCAGGCCCAAGCUCCGGAUUUCCUUCUUGGGUCCCCGAUUGGUUAACACCGGGCCGCAACGGCUCGGCGUUGAUUUGGAAAAUAACGGACUUCGACGCAUCGUAUCAUUCUACUACUCCUAUACUCACAGAUAACACCCGGGAUGGUAAAUUUGGCGUAAUGGGGAAGAUUAUUGGGAAAAUAAAUAAGAGUAUUCGUUGCCCUAUCGUUCUGGACCAAACACUCAGUCGAAGCCAGGCAUAUCAGGAGGUUAUUUCGGCUUGCUUCGACUGGCGCCAUUUAAUCAGUAGUCUUACUAGAUAUUCACCGGGAAAAGACCCGAAGCUCGUCGGGCAGGCGCUACUUCGCCCUUACCACGCCAGCGUACCCAACAGCGAACUAGGCGCUUUAUACCGCUGGGCUUUGCAUGGUGAUAACACAGCGCCUCCAGAGGAUGAAACCACUCUCGAGGCUAUCAUGGAGAAGCGCAGGCUUCGAGAAAACUGGGCAAUCUUCACCCUUGACACAGGCUACUGCGGUACAGCACACCAUAAUUGUCAAGCCGGGGAUAAUAUAGUUCUUCUACAAUCGCUCAAUCCACUCGUCCUUCGACCCCAGCCGAAGCCUCACGAGUUCAGGAUUAUAGCCCCCGCUUAUUGUGAGGGAGCGAUGAAUGGCGAUAUGAAUCCGCACAAUGGUGAGCUAGAAGAGAUGAUACUUGUCUAACACUGUUGUCAUCCUAUCUUUCAUUUGCAAAAUAGCAUACCUAAGUUAUGCGAAGACGUAGGUUGCUGGAACUCGCAUUCGCAAUAUAAUCGUAACUACCUAACCUAAACAUACACCCUUCAGUGAAUUUACAUAGUAGCAAAUCGUUGUUACUGAGGUAGUCUCAUAUAUAACUUCGGUGAGGUUAUUUUCACUACCUAUGAGGUAGCAAUCUAUCAACUUAAGAAGCGAGGAAAGUUUAAGGUUGUUCUAAUU
Daldinia vernicosa is the source of this 2091-nucleotide messenger RNA. RefSeq names its product heterokaryon incompatibility protein-domain-containing protein. The transcript is spliced from 3 exons. Bases 70 to 1836 code for a protein of 588 amino acids. The record is from RefSeq and is a predicted model, not a curated record. NCBI's taxonomy places the organism in Eukaryota, Fungi, Ascomycota, Sordariomycetes, Xylariales, Hypoxylaceae.